CACAGAGCAACCGCGAGCCCCAAGAGCAGCUCCAGGCUGGAUCUGCGCCGGACACAGGAGAAAGCAGCGGGCAGGCUAAGCAGAGGUGCUGAGGAUGGAGGAAAGUUGGGAGGCUGAGCACAGCUGAAGUCCUGAGCUCCCUGUGCCCUUGACUUCUCUGCGGGCUCGCGCAAGGACCAUCCCAACUCAGGAUGAACCCUCCUUCUGGGCCAAGAGUCCCGCCGAGCCCAACCCAGGAGCCCAGCUGCAUGGCCACCCCAGCCCCACCCAGCUGGUGGGACAGCUCCCAGAGCAGCAUCUCCAGCCUGGGCCAGCUUCCAUCCAUCAGUCCCACAGCACCUGGGACUUGGGCUGCUGCCUUGGUCCCCUUCCCCACGGUUGAUGUUCCAGACCAUGCCCACUAUACCCUGGGCACAGUGAUCUUGCUGGUGGGACUCACGGGGAUGCUGGGCAACCUGACGGUCAUCUAUACCUUCUGCAGGAGCAGAGGCCUCCGGACACCUGCCAACAUGUUCAUUAUCAACCUUGCGGUCAGCGACUUCCUCAUGUCCUUCACCCAGGCCCCUGUCUUCUUCACCAGUAGCCUCUAUAAGCAGUGGCUCUUUGGGGAGACAGGCUGCGAGUUCUAUGCCUUCUGUGGAGCUCUCUUUGGCAUUUCCUCCAUGAUCACCCUGACGGCCAUCGCCCUGGACCGCUACCUGGUAAUCACACGCCCACUGGCCACCAUUGGUGUGGCGUCCAAGAGGCGUGCGGCAUUCGUCCUGCUGGGCGUUUGGCUCUAUGCCCUGGCCUGGAGUCUGCCACCCUUCUUUGGCUGGAGCGCCUACGUGCCCGAGGGGUUGCUGACAUCCUGCUCCUGGGACUACAUGAGCUUCACGCCGGCCGUGCGUGCCUACACCAUGCUUCUCUGCUGCUUCGUGUUCUUCCUCCCUCUGCUUAUCAUCAUCUACUGCUACAUCUUCAUCUUCAGGGCCAUCCGGGAGACAGGACGGGCUCUCCAGACCUUCGGGGCCUGCAAGGGCAAUGGUGAGUCCCUGUGGCAGCGGCAGCGGCUGCAGAGCGAGUGCAAGAUGGCCAAGAUCAUGCUGCUGGUCAUCCUCCUCUUCGUGCUCUCCUGGGCUCCCUAUUCCGCUGUGGCCCUGGUGGCCUUUGCUGGGUACGCACACGUCCUGACACCCUACAUGAGCUCGGUGCCAGCCGUCAUCGCCAAGGCCUCUGCAAUCCACAACCCCAUCAUUUACGCCAUCACCCACCCCAAGUACAGGGUGGCCAUUGCCCAGCACCUGCCCUGCCUGGGGGUGCUGCUGGGUGUAUCACGCCGGCACAGUCGCCCCUACCCCAGCUACCGCUCCACCCACCGCUCCACGAUGAUCAGCCACACCUCCAACCUCAGCUGGAUCUCCGGACGGAGGCGCCAGGAGUCCCUGGGCUCGGAGAGUGAGGUGGGCUGGACACACAUGGAGGCAGCAGCUGUGUGGGGAGCUGCCCAGCAAGCGAAUGGGCGGUUCCUCUACGAUCAGGGUCUGGAGGACUUGGAAGCCAAGGCACCCCCCAGACCCCAGGGAGAGGAAGCAGAGACUCCAGGGAAGAGGCGAGCUUCAUCAGGCAGGAGCCAGAGGCCAGAGAGAGAGCGUGCAGCUCCAGAGGCGGCCGCUGACAGCACCAGCAUGUCUUACAGUGUGACCCUGACUGGGCCCGGGCCCUGGGGCUUCCGUCUGCAGGGGGGCAAGGACUUCAACAUGCCCCUCACUAUCUCCCGGAUCACACCAGGCAGCAAGGCAGCCCAGUCCCAGCUCAGCCAGGGUGACCUCGUGGUGGCCAUUGACGGCGUCAACACAGACACCAUGACCCACCUGGAAGCCCAGAACAAGAUCAAGUCUGCCAGCUACAACUUGAGCCUCACCCUGCAGAAAUCAAAGCGUCCCAUUCCCAUCUCCACGACAGCACCUCCAGUCCAGACCCCUCUGCCGGUGAUCCCUCACCAGAAGGACCCCGCUCUGGACACGAACGGCAGCCUGGUGGCACCCAGCCCCAGCCCUGAGGCGAGGGCCAGCCCAGGCACCCCAGGCACCCCGGAGCUCAGGCCCACCUUUAGCCCUGCCUUCUCCCGGCCCUCCACCUUCUCCUCACUCGCCGAGGCCUCUGACCCUGGCCCUCCGCAGGCCAGCCUGAGGGCCAAGACCAGCCCAGAGGGGGCCCGGGACCUACUCGGCCCGAAAGCCCUGCCGGGCUCGAGCCAGCCGAGGCAAUAUAACAACCCCAUUGGCCUGUACUCGGCAGAGACCCUGAGGGAGAUGGCUCAGAUGUACCAGAUGAGCCUCCGAGGGAAGGCCUCGGGUGUCGGACUCCCAGGAGGGAGCCUCCCUAUUAAGGACCUUGCCGUAGACAGCGCCUCUCCCGUCUACCAGGCUGUGAUUAAGAGCCAGAACAAGCCGGAAGACGAGGCUGACGAGUGGGCACGCCGUUCCUCCAACCUGCAGUCUCGCUCCUUCCGCAUCCUGGCCCAGAUGACGGGGACAGAAUUCAUGCAAGACCCUGAUGAAGAAGCUCUGCGAAGGUCAAGCACCCCUAUUGAGCAUGCACCGGUGUGCACCAGCCAGGCCACCACCCCGCUGCUGCCCGCUUCUGCCCAGCCGCCUGCUGCUGCCUCUCCCAGUGCGGCUUCGCCACCCCUGGCCACAGCUGCUGCCCACACUGCCAUCGCCUCCGCCUCCGCCACAGCCCCUGCUUCAAGUCCUGCCGAAAGUCCAAGGCCCCAGGCCUCUUCCUACAGCCCUGCAGUGGCCGCCUCUUCAGCACCUGCCACCCACACCAGCUACAGUGAGGGCCCCGCCGCCCCUGCACCCAAGCCCCGGGUUGUCACCACUGCCAGCAUCCGGCCUUCUGUCUACCAGCCAGUGCCUGCAUCUACCUACAGCCCGUCCCCAGGGGCCAAUUACAGUCCCACUCCCUACACCCCCUCCCCUGCCCCUGCCUACACCCCCUCACCUGUCCCCACCUACACUCCAUCCCCAGCACCAGCCUAUACCCCCUCACCUGCCCCCAACUAUAACCCUGCACCCUCGGUGGCCUACAGCGGGGGCCCUGCGGAGCCUGCCAGCCGUCCCCCCUGGGUGACAGAUGACAGCUUCUCCCAGAAGUUUGCCCCGGGCAAGAGCACCACCUCCGUCAGCAAGCAGACCCUGCCCCGGGGGGGCCCAGCCUACACCCCAGCGGGUCACCAGGUGCCACCACUUGCCAGGGGGACCGUCCAGAGGGCUGAGCGAUUCCCAGCCAGCAGCCGGACUCCACUCUGCGGCCACUGCAACAAUGUCAUCCGGGGCCCAUUUCUGGUAGCCAUGGGCCGUUCUUGGCACCCUGAAGAGUUCACCUGUGCCUACUGCAAGACUUCCCUGGCAGAUGUGUGCUUUGUGGAAGAGCAGAACAACGUUUACUGUGAGCGAUGUUAUGAGCAAUUCUUUGCCCCGCUGUGUGCCAAGUGCAACACCAAAAUUAUGGGGGAAGUAAUGCAUGCCUUGAGACAGACAUGGCACACCACCUGCUUCGUCUGUGCAGCCUGCAAAAAGCCUUUCGGGAACAGCCUCUUCCACAUGGAAGACGGGGAGCCCUACUGCGAGAAAGACUACAUCAAUCUGUUCAGCACCAAGUGCCAUGGCUGCGAUUUCCCCGUGGAGGCUGGCGACAAGUUUAUCGAAGCCCUGGGCCACACUUGGCACGACACCUGCUUCAUUUGCGCAGUCUGCCAUGUGAAUCUGGAGGGGCAGCCGUUCUACUCCAAGAAGGACAGACCCCUGUGCAAGAAGCAUGCACACACCAUCAACUUGUAGGCGGCCAAGGCCGCCUGUGCUGACGAGGACCGGAGCUGCUCCUGCUGCUGGCAACAAAGGAUUUGGGAGGCUGAUGUUUCUUCUGAGGGGAAUGGGGAGAGAGAGGAAGCGACUGAGCCCUUUGGAAGUAUAAUUUUAGGUUUUUUCUUCUGUACACAGAUUGUGUAUUUGCAUAGUUCAGACUAGGAGCCAAAUGAAGACUCAAAACCAAGCUAGUUAUUAAUCCAAGACUGGAAUUGUACUUCAGACAUUUAGAGCAGAAUUCCAAGAACUCAAAAGUGAAAAGCAACAAGCAGCUUUCCCAAAGCGAUACACUUGCUGUGGUCACCAGAGGAGGACAGAGCUCAGAGCAGCUGUGGAGAAUCUGAAGCAUUCUGCGGAGUUCUUAAGCGCUCCCCUGGCAAACAAAUUGAAGUGCCAAACAGCACUCGCUGCAGGGUAUUUUUAGAGUCAUAGCUGAGAGCUUGUUAGCUAAGACCCAUUGGGCUUUCCUCACCAAAAAAGGAAGUGUUAUUCCAUUACUAGCGUCAUGGAGCUACCACUGCGCAUCAGACUUCAGACCUUGAACAAACUUAAAACCUUCUAAUGGGAGCCCGGACGUCCAAAGAGAUGUCUUCUGGGAGCCACUGGGCAAUUGCCAGGGCUCCAGGAAGGGCUCUGGCUCAGGUUGCAGACAGCUGAGAAAAGAUGGCCCUGUCAGCCACCCUCUCUCAGUCUGAAACAUCCAACAUCCCCAGAAGGCUUAGCUCCUUUUUGAAUUGUGAUGGGAAAGUAGAAUUGGGUUUUUCCAGUUUUGCUCUGUGGUGUGUGAGAGAUUUUUUUAAGGCUUUGGGUUGUCUUUGGCCUUUGUUUAGCUUUAAGGGUUCGUUAGCAUGAGUGUCCAGUCGUGUGCAUGAAUUUCACCCCAACCUGUGACUGCUCACUUAUGACGUCUCCCCCAGUACCCUCCAUCUCAAAUAGGCUUGGUGGCCUAUGGAACAGAAGAGAGACAGAGAGACAGUGUCUGAAACAGGAUGGCAGAAUAGGCUCACAUGCCCAAACUCUGGGUGGGGAAGAGGAAACUUACUUUCUGCCACCCUCAGUAAGAACACACGAGGAGGCAGGACCUCCCACCUUCAGGUCUGCAUCAUCCUUUUCAAAUGUUCCUUUAAAUGCAGCACACUGAGUUUGUACAAUUGUGUUAACUGCUGGAAGGAACAGAUGCACUGAUAUAUAUGCAUUUGUUGUUUUGGCCAAUAUUUUGAAAAUGUAUGAGCUGAGUUGAUCUAGCUAUUAUUUAAGUAUUUAUUGAAGUAGAGGGGCCUUCAAACUACUUUAUACUAGUGAUAGUUUGAGUUAGGUAAGCAUCUUAAAGCUAUUUGGUGAUAAACAAGGCAGCUUAGAUUCUGUGGUUGGAAGCAGUGUAGUCGCUUUCCUUUUUAGGAAGCCCUGUUAAUAUGCUCGUCGAAAACAUGGCAUUGAAGCAGGCAGUUUGUGUGGAUGUUUCUCACUUGAGCACGAUAUUUAGGCUCUCUUCCAACUCACUCUAUUCUGUCCUCACUCCUGUUUUGGAUUUUUCUCUUUGCAUGUUUGAAAUGUUUUAUGGGAAUGUAUUAGAACUCUUUUCUUCUAAGGACUGAGACUUCCGGGGGACUUCCAUCUUACCUGAGUGUCUCUUCUCCAUGAGGGAGAAGGAAGCAGCUAGCUGUGUCCCUAGCUGCAGGAAGCCCCUAUUUUUUCCAAGCACAAAGCCACCAGUCUCCCCCAGGGAGCACCAGGGAGGGACAUGGAUGUGCUCCUGCCACAGGGCCCUUCCUACCUUUGGAUCUGUGAGAAGGUGAAUACAAAGCAGCAGGCAGAGUAAAAUCUGCUGGGACUGCCUGGAGAUUUGUCAGGAGUUGCAGACAAGUACCUUGGAGCAUUCUGUUAUUUUUGGAAAGUUCAAAUAUGCAGGGACAAGGAGGUUGCUGACUGUACUGACAGGCUCUAAGUCGUUUUCUCCAAAAACUAUCUAUUCAAUUAUCAGGGACUGGUCUUGAGGAAAGAAAAAAAAAAAAUGUUCCCAGAAUUCAGUUUCCAAAAUCUUUUUUUAAAGGUUUUACACACACACAUACACACACACACACACGAUCAUUAAAAAGUGUAUGAUCAUUAAGAAGAAAAGUAAAAUAUCUCAAAGGACAGUUUCACCACCGUCCUUUAUUGAAUCAAUUUUUCUACAUUUCAGAGCACGUGUAGAUUCUGAGGGACUCCUAUUUGCCAAAAAGACAAAACUAGCAAAAAAAAAAAAAAAAAAAAAAACAACACUUAAAAGGUAGCAGGAAAAGAAGGUAGUUUUGAGUGUGGUUCACUUAGUGUCUGUGAGUCUGGUGUAGUGUCAGGAGUAAGGCUGUGUCUAGCUCAAGUUUACAUUGUGGAUGUCCUACAACACUAAACAAAAUUUUUCAUAAUCCAUGGUGGGGAGCACACUUUGGAGCUACAUUUCUUGUCUCCUCAUUGUUGACAUUAAUUUAACAUUUAUAGGCCAGGCGCAGUGGCUCACGCCUGUUAUCCCAGCACUUUGGGAGGCCAAGGCAGGUGGAUCACCUGAGGUCAGGAGUUUGAAACCAGCCUGGCCAAUAUGGUGAAACCCCAUCUCUACUAAAAAUACACAAAAUUAGCCGGGUGUGGUGGCAGGCACCUGUAGUUCCAGCUGCUUGGGAGGCUGAGGCAGGAAUCUCCUGAAUCCUGGAGGCGGAAGUUGCAGUGAGCCGAGAUCAUGCCAUUGCACUCCAGCCUGGGCAACAAGAGCAAAACUCCGUUGCAAAAAAUAAAAAAAUAAAAAAAUAAAUUAUAACCACAACUUUUUGCAAUGGAGUGACUUAUAUCUGCAGCUUAUAUCUGCAGUGUUUGUGUUAGGAACCUAGCUUUUAUAAUGUUAACUUUUUAACUCAGUAUUCUGACUUUGGGAUUUUUUGUUUUGUUUUUGGAAAGAUUUCAGAAGUGGAAUGUAGCCUGUUAAAGGUGUGCACAAAAAUAUUUUGCAUGUGUUUUUUUUUUUUUUGCUUGUGUGAAUUCUACUUUUUAGCAAAAAUAAAGCCCCCCAAAGGAUGUGCAAAUACAGAUUUUUCUGUGUAAAAUUUUUCAUGUCACAUCAGAAGUAGCUUACUUCUAUAUGGCCACAAAUAAAAGUUGGAGAAUUCUGUGGGAAUAAACACAACUUGCCUGCCCUGAUGCUCAAUAGCAGUGUAAUCACCAUGUUUAAACAGACAAGGAUAUGUGAAUAACACGAAUGUUCUGCAUACAAAGGGAAUUACCAGGCAAAUAAUAAACUGAAGACCUCGUCUGGCAUUAUAUUUUCAUAAAGUUUUGUUAACUUAGCUACUUGGUGGUAAAAUAUUUCCAAUUAAUUUAUUUCUAUUCUGCUCUAAAUGGCUUCAUUUCUAGAAAAGUUGCCAUAUUUCCUCUUACA
Pongo pygmaeus (Bornean orangutan) is the source of this 7257-nucleotide messenger RNA. It is a transcript of the gene LDB3, whose product is annotated as LIM domain binding 3. Gene Ontology annotation, biological process: visual perception; heart development; muscle structure development. The transcript is spliced from 23 exons. NCBI's taxonomy places the organism in Eukaryota, Metazoa, Chordata, Mammalia, Primates, Hominidae. Gene Ontology annotation, cellular component: stress fiber; Z disc; membrane. Gene Ontology annotation, molecular function: actin binding; G protein-coupled receptor activity; muscle alpha-actinin binding. The coding region runs from base 192 to 3827 and encodes 1211 amino acids. The record is from RefSeq and is a predicted model, not a curated record.